Messenger RNA from Ectocarpus sp. CCAP 1310/34, 3590 nucleotides. Lineage: Eukaryota; Phaeophyceae; Ectocarpales; Ectocarpaceae. The record is from the annotation of a GenBank genome assembly.
GGCGUGACAAGCAGUGCUGGUCUUGCUGUCAAAGUGACGUGCCACCCACUAUCACACAAGUUUCCCACUAACUGCGGUAGUGCUGCCUGUUGCUUCAACGGCUCGACAUCUACAAGCUUUGGGGAAGUAGUGAGCCACCUUCGUGUGUCCAAAAGCAAAGAGGCAUCUGCAGCCACCCCUGAGCUGCCAAGCUACUGCUGCUGUGUGUCGGCAGAAACGUGGUCACCAUGCCUCCUAAGCACAAAGGUUUCAACAUGAGGUCCAAGUCCGGGUCCUCUGCCAAUCCGCACCGUAGUACGGAUGGCCUCAAAGCCAAUGGUGGAAACCUUCGGGACAAGGCGACGAUCAACCGUCUCAACAUGUACAAGGCCAAGGGCAUUCGGGACAAGAAGGGGAAGCUAGUCGGAGGAGCCUACAUGAUGAAGAACCGCUCCGGCGAUCAGGCCAUCACGGCCGAAACAGGCCGCGUGGCCCCCGACCGGAGAUGGUUCGGCAACACACGAGUCAUCAAGCAGGAGGAGCUUGACAAAUUCCGCGAGGAAAUGAGCACUAGGAGCACGGACCCGUACAGCGUCGUGUUGAGGCGGAAGAAGCUCCCGAUGGGGCUGCUGCAAGAGCCGGACAAGGUGAGCAGGAUGAACCUGCUGGAGACGGAGAGCUACUCGGACGUACUCGCCAACGGGAGGAGGCGGAAGCGGCCCAAGCUCGGCAGCGGGGUCAACGAUCUGUCCACCUUGCUCGCUUCGGCCGAGGUGGGGCGCAAAACGUACGGGGAGGGGGAGGCGGACACGAACGCGCCCAAGGCGUGGGAGGAGAGGGGUCUGAAGAGGGCGGAGCUCUUCGAAAAGGGACAGAGCAGGCGCAUCUGGGCGGAACUGUACAAGGUGCUGGAUUGCUCGGACGUGGUGAUCCAGGUUCUCGACGCGAGGAACGUUCCCGGAACUCGCUGCCCCCACCUGGAGAGGCACCUCAAGAAGAACGCCUCCCACAAGCACCUUAUCUUCGUGAUCAAUAAGGUGGACUUGGUGCCCACUUGGGUGACGAAGAAGUGGGUCAAGCUCCUCUCCGCGACGCACCCCACCCUGGCCUUUCACGCGUCCAUCACGAACAGCUUCGGGAAGGGCGCUCUCAUCAACCUGCUGAGACAGUUCGCCAAGCUUCACCCUGACAAGAAGCAGAUCAGCGUCGGCGUGGUCGGCUACCCGAACGUGGGAAAGAGCUCCAUCAUCAACACCCUCAAAAAGAAGAAGGCGAGAAGCGUCUGCAAAGUUGCGCCCGUGCCGGGCGAGACGAAGGUCUGGCAGUACAUCGCGCUCAUGCGUCGUAUCUUCAUCGUCGAUUGCCCAGGGGUGGUGUACGACGACGGUGACGACGAGAUCGAGAUCGUGCUGAAGGGAGUCGUGCGGGCGGAGAAGCUUCCUGACCCGACGGACUUUGUACCGGCCAUCCUCUCGCGGGUGAAGGAGGAGUACGUCCGCCGGCUGUACGGGGUGGCCGCCUGGGAGGACGCGACGGACUUCAUGACCAAGCUCGCCGCAAGGUCCGGCCGACUCCUAGCGGGGGGAGAGCCCGACUUCCACUCUGUGGCGGUGAACAUCAUUAACGACUACCAGCGCGGGAAGCUGCCGUACUUCGUGGCGCCGCCGCUGGCCGAGGGCGAGACGCCCAAGAGCGUGGCGGCGGAACCGACGGUAAAGGCCAGCUUCGACGUCGACGCCAUGGCGGCAACCAAGGCCAUCGCCGCCGCCGCCGCGCUAGAAGACGAAGAGAAGGAGGAGGAGGGUGGCAAGGGCAAGGGCAAGGCCGGCGACAGCGGCGGCAAGAAGAAGAAGAACGGCAAGAAGAUGAGCAGGAAGGAGGAGGAAGCGGAGGAGGACCUCGCCGCCGUGGAGGCCGAGGAAGCGGCGAGACUCGCGAGGUUUGAAGCAGAGGACGACGACGAUGACGACGACGACUCGGAGGCGGGGGCUACGGAGAAGUCGACGCCUGCUUCGGCAGGGGGGGGUGCCGCCGCCGUAGCGAGCAGCAAGAAACGGAAAGCGCCAUUGCCGGUUGGCGAAGCUGUAGACGAGGGGGUCGCGCGGAAAAGAGCGGCGAGGGGGGCACGGGGCAAUGCCGAGGAGAAGGAGGAGCCCUCAGGGGGUAAGGGGGUCGGGGCAAAGAAGGCGUCCAAGAGAAGGGCGGCGGACAUGGACGAGGAGGAAGAGGGUGGCGGGAAGCGGGGGGCUGGCAAGAAGAAGGGCCGCGGCGCAAGUGAGGCGGUAGUGGCACGCGAGGAGGAGGAGGAAGAGGAGGAGGAUGUUGCAGAGGACGAUGAUGGUGCGAUGCCCUCCAUUGGCGAAGGGCUCGCGUGGGAUGACCUGUCGUAAAAAAUAAGUUGGUUUUUAUCCUUUGGAAUUGUCGGUGCCGUCGUGUGUGUGCUGGUUUUCAAUGUUUGUUUUGUUUACGGGAGGGAUCGCGACAGACCAACGUGGCCAACGUUAGCAUUGAAGUGGCGAUGUUCGGGCCGGGUGUAUGAAAGUAUUGGCAUCCCCGCGGAGCCUCCUGGGGAAGUAAAAACGACCGCAAAGUCUUAUACGUGUUCGGGCGGCUUGGGGUGUGCCAUCGUACCCCGUGAUUCACGAGUUCAGCGCUGGACUCUCCUGUGUUCCCUGGCAAUUUAUACUUGGUCGCAGAGAUCGUAUUGUGUUUAGCGUCGUCGGAAUCUGAUCGUAUCAGGUACACCGGGCACUCCCCGACAGGGUGGCUACGUGUAUUGGUUUGUGUCGGCCAAGGGUAUGUGAAGCCUAUUAAUAGGAGGGUGUUCUAGAAGGUAGACGGAGCUGGGUCAGUCCUCGGUGCUGAACGUCUUCUUUCCUUCUUCUUGAGCGGCCAACGGUGGCGCGGCCUUUCUGUGCUCAUUGUAACCAUGCUCUGAACUGGGUGUCUUGUUUUUUUUCUCGUCUUUCAAAGACUGCAAUACAAUCGCCAAAUUAUCCUGGACCUAUCAUCCCCGGAUGGAUAAACAAACAAGUGUCGCAAAAGACUGGCGAUCCAAUCUGUGGUCGUACUUGACCCCGACCAUAUUUUCAUGUAACUCAUACAACGUGUUCAAUCGCUUCUAAUACAGAGGGGGCUCGCUCUGAUGGAAUAAAUCGAGCCAAGACUGUUUCGGUGCAUGAGAAUUCCGAGCGGAGCUCGACAGAAAGACGGCUGGCCUACUGUAAAAAUUCGAAACUAUCCGCCCCGUCCGCCUCCUGCCAUGCCCUACCACGGCCUUGUGUAGCACGGCUUGGCAGGGGCAAGAAAAAAAAAAUCCUAAUGAAGUUCUUGUAUCAUCAGCUUCAACUUGGGAAACAAAAGGCAAGACUUUUCCGUCCGUCAAAGGUGUGCGGAAGGACGAUGAAGUGACUGCACCUAACACACGCGUGUCUUGUCACCAAACUCAAAAGCGUUCCUCUAUCAACCAUCCCACGGUACACAAGAGCACGCGCACACUUCAAUCCCGAGAGCAGCCUGGCCUUCCCCAUGACGCCUUCUUAUGGGGUCCCAGGUCAUGGCCUUUACAAGCAUCACCUGUUUUUAGCCAGCCGCACUGAGACUGGCGUCUU